Messenger RNA from Kwoniella mangroviensis CBS 8507, 420 nucleotides. RefSeq lists its product as uncharacterized. The coding region runs from base 1 to 420 and encodes 139 amino acids. The record is from RefSeq and is a predicted model, not a curated record. Lineage: Eukaryota; Fungi; Basidiomycota; Tremellomycetes; Tremellales; Cryptococcaceae. The transcript has 3 exons.
AUGCGAUCUGUACCAGUCUACUUCCUAUGGUCCACACUGUUCUUCACCCUUUCGUUGGCGAAGAUAAAUUCUAUUACCGUCUCUGAGGAUACCGCCAUUCCAGGGCAAAACAUCAGUGUGAUCGUUAGCUCGCAGAGCUACAUACAGAACUGGGACGACUUUGGGAUCGUAUGGGGUCUGUUGGGCAGUAACAGUCAAAAUUGUACAGAAUGUUUGGGUAUGGAAAUUGGUUAUGAAAACGUGUACGGUAACAACACUCUCGGCAACACGACUUACUCGGUCCAAUUGCCCAACACUACCACUGGAAACUACUACCUCAAAGCAGCUGUACCAUACUUGGUAGGGGCUUCUGGAGAGACCGGUAUAAACUAUUUCAACCAAUCUCUCAACCUCGUAUCCAAUGCCAAGAUGAGAGUCUAG